Molecule: messenger RNA, 4374 nt
Organism: Cordyceps fumosorosea ARSEF 2679
Lineage: Eukaryota; Fungi; Ascomycota; Sordariomycetes; Hypocreales; Cordycipitaceae
Product: Peptidase M22, glycoprotease
Exons: 2
Coding region: 1-4374 (1457 amino acids)
Biological process (GO): mitochondrial tRNA threonylcarbamoyladenosine modification
Cellular component (GO): mitochondrion
Source: RefSeq, a predicted model, not a curated record
AUGAGCUCGGGACCAUACCGGAAAAACGGGCAUCUGGCCCCAUCCCCUCAACCAAGCGUCGCCGACUGGGAAGAAUGGGAGGAUGCGAGCAUCACGGCCAGCGACGACGAGCAAGGCCUCGUGCAGCAGCAGCCGCCUCCCAAGCCGCCGUCCGACCAUCUACGACCAGCUAAAGCUACGACAGUGCGAGUCUCUCGUUAUUCUACGGCCAAGAUUAAGCGUCUCAAAUCGCGAAAGCGGCAAAAGGCCCAAAAUGCCCAGGCCGGCAUCAGUGUCAUCACCGACAUGACGGCCUUUCGUCGCGACACCAGUCCAGAGGAUCAAGAUGCCGCCAAGUUUGCCGACUCUGCUGCGCUUCGCGCGCUUGAAGGCGAGCAAGACUCUGCCUCUGUUGGAAACUGGAACUGGCUAAAAAAAGCCAAGGAGCAGAGCCCGUCUGCCUCGUCGCAAAUCAACCAAUCACCGCAUCACGGCCUCUCCCCAGACGACCGCCCAAUCAUGAUCGGCAUCUCAGUGCCACCGAGCGUUGCGCCUUCUUAUGACCAAAAUCCAUAUGCUGAUAGGAGUCAUCAACUGCCAAACAUGGUUCCAAAAGGAGGUCUUGGCGUUGUUCCUCGCGACGAUCGUCAACCACAAUCUUUUUGGUCUCCCGAUACCCCAGAUACGACUCAACCAUUUAGCAAUAAUCGACCGGCAUCGAGCGUGUAUUCCAUGGCGCCAUCAUCUGACGCCCCUACCUUGAUGGACAUGCCUCCUGUGCCGUCUCUUCCCAAACAAUACCAAAAUCAGGGCAAACUCAUCAGCCUGGAGCUUCAGGGCGGCGGCGCAGAGGAUGACGAUGCCGGCACGCCCUGCACCCUGUUUGAAGAAGAUGGCACUACUCCUAGGAGCGCGGGAGCUGCCAGAAAGAAGAUCAUCUCACUAAGCAGUGCAGUCUCAGCUUCACGCGGCUGGUGGGAUCACGUUCUUACACCGCUGGUUGAAAAUCGCAUGACCUUGAGCAGUCGCAAGCAGAAGCUGGAUUCACCCAAAGAGGCAAAAUUCAGGCCACCAUCGUCGCACCUCUCAGUUUGGCCAGUGAUUCUCCCCAAGGCAGAGCCGGUCCUGCCUUUGACGACUGACAAGACACCCAUCGUUCGCGUUCCCACUCCGCGGCGGUCACCGUCGCCAAGCUCAUCAGCCGGGCCGUGGCAAACUUCAAACUCUCGAGUAGCACAGUACAUAUCUGAGUCACAACGCAAUGAGAAGAACAGGAUGGCCGUGACAGACGAGGAACAGCCCACAACGGACCAGCCGCCCCCGUACUCACCCCCGCAACGACCACAACACGACCCGAUUCGAUACAGAGCCGUGUUUCCUCCUAGUCACCCGCUGCAUGCCCAGUUCCCUCCGUCUCCCAACCCUAUCUCGCCAGGGCUGGCAGCGACGAUGACAUCGCAAGGCGCCACGCAAAUGACCGACUUGCGAGGCGUAUCCUACGAAGCACAAUUGCCCGCUCGCCCUGUGGGAACCUAUCUGCCGCCAGCUCACCUGGUAGACGCACCGGGGCCUCACAACCGCGUCGAGAGAACCAGACGCCGCCACGAAAAGGAAGACAUGAUUGCGCGCCGCGCCGGCGGUUUUUGGCGCGGCCGUUGUUGCAUCCCGGCCAGCGGCUGCUUCGGUCGCACCGGGAGAGAAGGCCGCAAGAAGCGCCGAAUUUGCCUGGGGGUCUGCUCUGCCGUCAUCGUGCUGAUAAUUGUCGCUAUCGUGCUGGCGGUGGUCCUCACGCGGCCGCGGGCCAAGCACGAGGUGCCCUCCAUCUGGGUCAACCUGACCGACUUCCCGCCGAUGCCUACCGGGAUCCUCACGGUGGCCGGCCCAGACAACACGAUCGCCAGGAGUGUCUGCACGGAGCCUACGACUCUGUGGAGUUGCUCACUGCCAAAGGAUGACCAGAGUCCUUCCGCGCUGUACCAGCCGAGCCAGCCUCCACUGAUCAUGCAGAUCCAGUGGGACAACAGCACCCGGAGGGCUUGGAAGGUGCCGAAUGAAGAUGCGCCGGUUCCUGUUUCGAGGAGAGCUCCCGGUUCUGCCGCCAGAGCCCAUGCGCUUGUUCAAGCGAGGGCCGCCUCUCAGUUCAAGCCGGACCCGGCACCCCCCGACUUCAAGGACAUGUGGUUCUUGGGGGAGACUACGGACAACAUCGUUUCCGACACCAAGGCAGGAGAGCCAGCACCCUUUUACAUAAGCAUACUCAAAUCCCUCAGUGACAAGGUUGAAACCCCCAACUUGCAGAGACGUGACGGCAACAGCAGUAGCGACGCCGAACCCCCCGGUAGCAGUGCGAUUGCCCAGGGUAACAUUACCGGCCUCCUGCCUCGCCCGGCCCUGGAGCCGGACGGCACGCCGGCGCCGGCGGUGCUGUUCCCGAACGUGGUGCAGCAGCCGGUGCGACUUUAUGACCGCGGGCUCAGCACAGAGCACUAUGGCUUCUACGCGCAUUUCCAGCGCACCAUCUUCCUCAAGUCCGUUACGGUGCCCAAUCGCGCCGACGAUCCCUCCGUGCCGCUCGACCGGGACGGCGGGUGCCGCAAGUCCGAGGCCAAGUUCCUGACGACGUGGGGCGAGACCCGGAUGCUGGUGCGCAUCUGGACGCGCAAGCUGGCGACCAACUCGUCCAGCAUCGUGCAGCCUGACCGCAGCGACGGUGCGGGCAAGGUGGUGGCGGAGCUGCGCAGACCGGGCACGAUGCCGUGGCCGGUGACCAUCACGCUCGACACGCACGGUGGAGAUCCCAAGGGGAAGCUGGUCUGGGAGACGCCGAUGGACGACCGCAUGCAGCUCGUCAGGGCGCAGUCCAAGCUGCUGGUGAACAAGAUGGAUGCGGGCGGGACGUGGAUCAACCCGCGCGGCACGGGGGACGCAAAGUAUGGAGGCUUCGACGGUGGAACGGGCGGCUGCAAGUCCUCGAGCCUCGACGACAACCCACCAUCCUCUCUCCCUUGUUACUAUUCACCAUCAACCAACCCUACGAUGCGACCCAUUGCGUCCCCGGGGAACAUCUUCACCGCGGGCUCACGCCUACGCCGGCGACACCCCCUCACCUGCCACCGGACCCUCGUGACGCUCGCCAUCGAGACGUCCUGCGACGACACCGCCGUCGCCAUCCUCGAACACCACAGCAGCCCCGGCCCAUCCCCCUCCGCAGACCGCCGCCCCCGGACGGUCCUGCACUUCAACGAGCGCAUCAGCUCCGACCUGCGCGCCUGGCGCGGUGUGCGUCCCGCCGCCGCCCUCGACGGCCACCAGCGCACCCUCGCCUCGCUCGUCCGCCGCGCCCUCGCCCACCUCCCCCGCGGACCGCCCGACUUCGUCUGCGCCACGCGCGGCCCGGGCAUCCACGGCAACCUCGCCACCGGCCUGUUCACCGCCAAGGGGCUCGCCCUCGCCUGGGACGUGCCCCUCCUCGGCGUGCACCACAUGCAGGCCCACGCGCUCACCCCUCGCCUCGUCCGCGCCCUCUCCUCCCUGCCCCCCGCCGCGACCUCCCCGGAAUUCCCGUUCCUGACGCUGCUCGUGUCCGGCGGCCACUCGCAGCUCGUGCUGUCCGCCGGCCUCGCCGACCACCGCGUGCUGGCCACCACCGCCGACGCCGCCGUCGGCAACGUCCUCGACCAGACCGCGCGCGUCAUCCUCCCCGAGGCCGUGCUCGCCGCCGGCCCGGACGUCAUGUACGGGCGCCUCCUCGAGUCCUACGCCUUCCCCGAAGGGCAGGGGGACUUUGCUUCGUUCUACGCGCCGCCGCGGACGCGCGCGGAGGAGGUGGCCGACGAGGUGGACACGGGGUACGCGUGGCGCGUGCCGCUGCCGAUGCGCGCCACGCGCCGCAUGGCCUACUCCUUCUCCGCCGUGCACAGCGCCGUGCACGCCAUCGCCGCCCGGCGUGGCGCAGCCAUGGACGAGCCGGAGCGCCGCGCGCUCGCCCGGCACACGCAGCGCGUCGCCUUCCAGCACCUCGCCAGCCGGCUGUGCUUCGCGCUCGAGGACCACCCGGACGCGCGCACGCUGGUCGUCGCCGGCGGCGUGGCCUGCAACAAGUUUCUCAUGCACGUUCUGCGGACCACCCUCGAGGCGCGCGGCCUCCUAUCCUCCUCCGGCGGUGAUGGGAUUCGGGAGAUCGUCGCGCCGCCGGUGGAACUGUGCACGGAUAACGCGGCGAUGAUCGCCUGGGCGGGCAUGGAGAUGUACGAGGCGGGGUGGCACUCGGACUUGGACGUCGCGCCGGUGGCCAAGUGGCCGCUGGAUCCGGCCGUCAGGCUGCCGGGGCAGGCGGCCGACGGUGAGGGCGCGGGAGGGCUGAUGGGCGUCGGCGGGUGGUUGAGAUGGAAGUAG